Haliotis rufescens (red abalone) is the source of this 1935-nucleotide messenger RNA. RefSeq names its product sulfotransferase 1B1-like. Gene Ontology annotation, molecular function: sulfotransferase activity. Gene Ontology annotation, cellular component: cytoplasm. NCBI's taxonomy places the organism in Eukaryota, Metazoa, Mollusca, Gastropoda, Lepetellida, Haliotidae. The coding region runs from base 167 to 1102 and encodes 311 amino acids. Gene Ontology annotation, biological process: sulfation. The record is from RefSeq and is a predicted model, not a curated record. The transcript has 6 exons.
UAUUUUCUGCGGAUCGCAACAAGUGACAUUCCAUGAUCACGCCAGCACGACUUGAAGCAAGUCAACAUGCAAGUCGGCCUUUGUAACUUGUGUAUGUGGAUAUUGUCUGACCUAGAUUCGAAUAUUUGCAGUAGUCGUCAAAGAGUUUGAAUAUUGCUGAGUGCGGAUGGUUAAUCAAGUCUUCAAUCAAGUAACAGCGCACUCUACAUUCCCAUCGAGCAUGUCUAUUGUCGAGGACUACGACAUGGGAGGUAACGCCAUCAGCUUCCUGGAGGUCGAUGGUUUUCGGUAUCCUAUCGUUGACUCAGAAAUAGUCAAGGGCAUGUCGCAGCUGAAGGCCAAGGAUGACGAUAUCUUACUACUGGCGUAUCCAAAAUCAGGUACACAUUGGACCUGGGAGAUCACGUCCAUGCUGCUCCAGGGUAAGGCGGAGACCAUCCCUCAUUGGAAGAGCAAAGUCAUGGUGGAGCUGCAGCCACAGGAAGUCAUAGAUGCCUUCCCAGCAUCCCCUCGUGUCCUCAACACGCAUGUCCGGUACAACCAACUUCCGUUACAAGCCAGGGAGAAGAAGUGUCGGAUGAUCUAUGUCCUUAGAAAUCCUAAGGAUGUUGCCGUGUCCUUCUAUAACCAUCAUAAAUCUUUCGAGAAUCUGUACAAGAAUUACAAUGGAUCGUUAAACGAUUAUCUCCCUUUCUUUCUGUCUGGGAAAACGGACUACGGAUCCUGGUUCGAUUCUAUCCUCCAGUGGGAGAAGGACAUCGAGGCCCAGCGAGAUAGACAUCCAAUACACAUAAUGUACUAUGAAGACAUGAAGCAGAACCCCGUGGAAGAGAUACGGAAGUUGGCAGGGUUUCUGGGAGUAUCUGGAGAUGACUCACUGUACAACGCCGUGGCGGACAAAUGUUCUUUUGAGAAUAUGAAGGAGGACAAGGAACCAUUUGAUCCUAAGUUUAAGGGCAAACUUUUGGUUUACAGGAAAGGUCAGGUUGGUGACUGGCAGAACUGGUUGACACCAGAUCAGAACGAGAUGUUUGACAAGGUGUACCAGGAAAAGAUGAAGGACAGCAAGUUCAAGGACAACAUCAGGUUCACUCUGCCCUAAACAGGGGUGACACAAAUGCGUGUAAUAUCAGAAUACAAAGACGGACUCAAAUACCCAGAAAUCAGAACUCCGUGUCCAAUGCAAAAGCACGCGACUGCAUUCAAGACGUUGUUUCGAUUCGAGUAAAGUUGACUGCCUUGCGCUUUGUAACAGUUAUGUAAAACAAACUGAGAUUGGAAAAUAUAUAUGGUCCUACAGCUGGAACUUGGAGAAACUGGACGUUGCAUCAUGCAUGUUUUAAGUCAAUGUAGACUUAAAGUAAGACAAGUUCUAUGAAUUAACAACUUCUUUAUUGUAAUAAAGAAGUUGUUCAUCCAUAGAAUUUGGCUUACUUCAUCACACCAACUUCAAAAUGCCACUUAAUGAAGUCAAUGUAGACUUGUCAGUUAUAGGAUCAGAUUGUUGAGAGUGCAUAGUAAUCAUUACCCGCAUCAAUAUUUUUUAAUGCUUGAAAGUUUAGAGGAUAAUGGUUAAACAAAAUUGGUUAGCUGAGGAAUUUUACCACUGGAUUGUCCUUUUGGUUUUUUUACAUGAUGUUGGGGAGUGCGACUGGUUGUUAUGGUUACGCAUCUUGACGUGAUCAGGUAUCAAGAGCUAAAGUCCUGUCCAGUUAUGCUGAUCCCAAAUCAAACUUACAACCAGAAAUGUACAUAUUAAAUACGCAGGAUAUUUUCUUCUAACUGUGUACGUUUAUUAUACUUCCACAUAAUCUAAAAAUAACCCAAUCUCAUUAAAAUCAGAUCUUAGUUCUCGCUGCCGCUAAACAAAGAUCUGAGGACAUCACAUUAGGGGUCACGUCAGAACGACCUUUCAUCCGACCAAUCAGAGCAUCA